AUGGCUUCCUCUGAGGAGUGUUCAGUGUGGAAGACGCCGAAAGUGUACAAACAUCAUGAGCAACAGAGCGUCUGUUAUACACGACCAAAGUAUAGAGAAGGGAGAAGACUCAGAGCCGUCAAGGUGUACACCAUCAAUUUGGAGUCCCGUUUUUUGUUAGUGCAAGGAGUGCCGGCAAUCGGUGUAAUGACAGAGCUGAUUCAACUCUUCGCUCUGUAUGGGGUAAUUGAGGAAUAUCGAGUACUUGACGAGUAUCCUGCAGAACAAUUUACUGAAGUUUACCUCAUUAAAUUCCAAAAGCUGACAAGUGCAAGGGCAGCCAAACGUAACACUGACGAGAAGAGCUUCUAUGGGGGGCUGCUGCACGUAUGUUAUGCUCCUGAAUAUGAGACUGUGGAAGACACAAGACAGAAGCUACAGGAUAGGAGGAGAUAUGUGAACAGAGUCUGUCAAAAUAAAGUAAAACAGAUUGAUCUCACGAAUGAGAAGAGUAUAACACCUUCCUGUAGCAACACGCUAAGAGCACCAAUUCCUCAAAAUGAAGAAGAGGAGUAUGGCUAUGAACAUAAUGGACAGAAUUCAAACACCAGCUGUUACUCAGGUGUCCCGCUAUUGCCGUUACCUCCACAGGAGGGCCAUCCUCCAAGUAAGGGUGCAUUACGAGACAGAAUUUUUCCUGCAGAGGAUAAGAUGGGGUCUCUACACCAGUUCACUGACACCAGAGAACAACCCACAGUCUGUCUAAAACAGGACUCCUUCAGUCAUGGAAACAGACCGGCGAGUGGGAAGACUUUCAAUCCAACACCUUCAGUCAGAUUUAUGCCGAGACCUGCUCACUUAGAGAGCAGGAAGCGUAAGAUGGAGGACAAGGAAGAUACAUCUUUGGAUGUUACAGACAACAUUGCACCUAUAAUUGGACCAAAAUUACCAGAACCACCCAAGAUUGACAUGGAAGAUGAGUCAUUGAACAUCACGGCUAAUUUGAUUAGGAACAAAAUCACAAAGAUUGCCACGGUUCCAGAGCUCAAACCUGCAGAGAAAAACACCACCACUCCAAAGCCUCGUAGAAGAAUUUAAUCAGGCCUUCCCCUCAUACUGGACUCCUACAAUCUACAAUG
Messenger RNA from Chanos chanos (milkfish), 1118 nucleotides. RefSeq names its product RNA binding motif protein 48 (gene rbm48). The transcript has 5 exons. NCBI's taxonomy places the organism in Eukaryota, Metazoa, Chordata, Actinopteri, Gonorynchiformes, Chanidae. The record is from RefSeq and is a predicted model, not a curated record. Gene Ontology annotation, molecular function: nucleic acid binding. Gene Ontology annotation, cellular component: nucleoplasm. Bases 1 to 1077 code for a protein of 358 amino acids.